AUGGAGCCCCUGACAGUAGACGAUGACAUCUGCAUCCUCAAGCACGAGACGGCGUACGGCGUGGCCGGCGAGAGCCCCGUGUCGGUGUGCGCCGGCGACGUCGUGGCGUCGCACUUCGCCCUGGUGACGGCCUACGAGGACAUCAAGAAGCGCCUGAGGGACACGGAGAGGGAGAACACGCUGCUGAGGAAGAGGGUGAAGCAGCUGGAGGAUAAGCUCUUCAGGCCGGACGCCCCCCCAACCGAAGGCCCCCAGUACGUGAACAAGGCCUUCAGUGCUUACCGAGGCAUCUACAUCGAGAAGGAGGACCUGCAGCUGGAGCUCAACAAAGUGAAAAAGGAGCGGAGUGAGAGCGAGCGGCAGCUGAACGAGCAGCUCCAGGCCAGAGAGAUGGAGCUGCUCCAGCUGAGGACAGAGAUGGAGACCAGCCAAGUGAUGAAGAGCCUGACCAGCCCCCAGGACUACUGGCAGGUGGAGGGGGCCAACAGCGAGCUGCAGAUCCACAAGCUGCAGCUGGAGCUGGAGAGGGUGACGCUGGAGAACGGCAAGCUGCUGGAACGCUACGGGGAACCCCAUGGCCUCAACGGACCGGACUCUGAUCAGGACUCCGACGUGGCGUACAACAUAAGGGAGAGGGGCAUGCAGCAGAUGUACCAGGUGCUGUGCGGUGAGAUCUCCCGCCUCCACGCAGAACUCAAGCACCAAUCACGGCUGGUCAGGCAUCUCCGACCGCUGCUCAACGACAACCGAGAAGGUGCCUCCGCGCUCCCCAUCCAGUGCCUGGACGACGUGGAGAAGAACAACAACCACCACCGCCGCCGCCAGCACCCCCCCCUGCUGCGGGUGUCCGUGCCUCACCCCCCCACCACCGCCUCCUCCGGCUCCAGCACCACCCCGGCCCUCGGGGCCCCGUCGGGCCCCCCGUUGCUGGACGGACUACGCGAGGACUGCUGGUACAACGGGCCGUGGCCCGGACGUCCCAGCGCGGCCCCCCCCACCGCAGCCGCCGCCGGCACCAACACCGCCGGGGGCGCCGGCCCCGGCUGCGAGGCCCCCCCGGAGAGCGGGGACCCCAGCUCCGUGCUGCUGCCCCCCCCGCCCCUCAACCAGGCCUCCCUGGACGACAGCUCCCGCUCCUUCCCCAGCCCCCCCAAGCCCAGCGACGCCCUGUUCUGGGAGGGGCACUCUGCCGCCUCCGCCGCCGCCUCCAGCUCCUCCUCCUCCUCCAUAGGGAGCUGCACCCCGCGGAGCCCCCCCAACGCCGAGUGGGCCAAGCCCUACUGAGCCCCCCCCCCCCCCCCCGAGGGACAGAUGGGUGGGGCGAAGGAGAGGACGAGCGAACCAUGGGAUCCUUCGGCCCUGCCGCAUAGCUACCACCUCACCUGCCUUACGAUAAGAACAGUCCUCUUGACCAAACUGGAUUGAACUGGA
Gadus chalcogrammus (walleye pollock) is the source of this 1431-nucleotide messenger RNA. Its product is annotated as 5-azacytidine-induced protein 2-like. Gene Ontology annotation, cellular component: cytoplasm. The record is from RefSeq and is a predicted model, not a curated record. Gene Ontology annotation, biological process: canonical NF-kappaB signal transduction. Lineage: Eukaryota; Metazoa; Chordata; Actinopteri; Gadiformes; Gadidae.